UAUAUUCAAGCCUAAAUUAAGAUAAUACUCACAAUCAAAUAUUUUUUUUAUUUCUUCAUCUUCAUUGAAGCUAUACAUAUACACAGGGUUUACAAGCUGAAAUUGAGGAUGAUAUGAAGGAGCACAGCGUAAUGUUUUCUGCUAGUAUAAGACUUCAAUCGUUUAUAAAGUGUUCGUGUUGAAAUGUUCUUUAGGGCGUGGAAUACUGCUAUAGGUGAUAUGGGAUAUGCUCUUAGUAGAUUGGAGAUAGACCCGGAUUAUUCUGAUAGUGAAUCUUCUCUUGUUGGAGAUGAUCAUGACAGUCCUCGACCUUCGUCUCAAAAUGAUUUGGAUCAUGAAGUUGCCCAGUUAACUAAAAUCAGAUCGGCACCCCAUGAAAGGUUGAAACGGGUUCUUCCUCGAAGAGAGGAGUUUCCAGUUUCACCGGUGAAGAUGUUAGCUGGACGAGAAGGGAAUUAUUCUGGUAGAGGUAGGUUUUCUUCAGCAGAUCAAUGUCAUCUUCUUAACAAAUAUCUACCAGUUAAAGGUCCUUCUACAAUCGACCAAUUGACUACCCGCGCUUAUGUCUCGCAAUUUUCAAAUGAUGGCUCCCUUUUUGUUGCUGCAUUUCAGGGAAGCCACAUUAAAGUUUAUAAUGCUGAAAUGGGGUGGAAACUUCAAAAAAAUAUUGUUGCCAGAAGCUUGCGCUGGACGAUUACAGAUACAUCUCUUUCACCAGAUAAACGUUUCCUGGUUUAUGCGACUAUGUCUCCUAUGGUCAACAUUGUCAAUAUUGGAUCUGCUGCAACAGAGUCUCAUGCAAAUGUUACGGAGAUCCAUGAAGGGCUUGAAUUUUCUGGUGAUGAUGAAGGGGGGUAUUCAUUUGGAAUUUUUUCUGUAAAGUUUUCUAAUGAUGGCAAAGAACUUGUAGCUGGAAGUAGUGAUGAUUCAAUUUAUGUUUAUGAUAUUGAAGCAAACAAACUUUCCCUUCGAAUUCAAGCACAUACGUCAGAUGUAAAUAGCGUGUGUUUUGCUGAUGAAACCAGUCACCUGAUAUAUUCUGGGAGUGAUGACAAUCUCUGCAAGGUUUGGGACAGACGCUGCUUCAGAUCAAAAGGAAAACCUGCUGGAAUCCUGGUGGGGCACCUAGAAGGAAUUACACAUCUUGAUAGCCGUAAUGAUGGUCGUUAUUUCAUUUCAAAUGGAAAGGAUCAGACCAUCAAGCUUUGGGAUAUCCGAAAGAUGUCCCCUAAUGCCAUUCACACUCCUGGGUUCAGGAACUAUGAAUGGGAUUAUAGAUGGAUGGACUACCCUCUUCGGGCACGGGAUGUGAAACAUCCAAAUGAUCAAUCUGUUUCCACAUAUAAAGGUCAUUCCGUAUUACGUACACUGAUACGCUGCUACUUUUCACCAGAGUAUAGCACUGGCCAGAAGUAUAUCUAUACUGGUUCUCAUGAUUCUUGUGUUUAUGUUUAUGAUUUGGUGAGUGGAGCUCAAGUUGCGCGACUUGUCCACCAUAAGUCAACUGUACGAGAUUGCAGUUGGCACCCUUAUUAUCCAAUGCUUGUUAGUUCUUCAUUUGACGGAGAUAUCGCAAAGUGGGAAUUUCCUGGUAAUGCAGAUGCCCCAAUUCCUGUGAACACUAGUAGGCCGCGAAGACAACAUUUUGAUUGAUUAAACACGCUGCGGAAUCUGUAAGUUCAUUGAAAAUAAGGAAAAGAUAGAACGAAUAACUUUUUUGUUGUUGUGAUCUGUAAAUUUAUUUUGGAAGAAAAGAUUGUCAAUUUCUUUCCGGAGAAAAGAUUGUAUAUAAAACUUACUCCGUAUAUAAUAAAUCAUGUUUACCAUA
Molecule: messenger RNA, 1828 nt
Organism: Erigeron canadensis
Lineage: Eukaryota; Viridiplantae; Streptophyta; Magnoliopsida; Asterales; Asteraceae
Product: LEC14B protein
Exons: 10
Coding region: 184-1653 (489 amino acids)
Biological process (GO): proteasome-mediated ubiquitin-dependent protein catabolic process
Cellular component (GO): Cul4-RING E3 ubiquitin ligase complex
Molecular function (GO): protein binding
Source: RefSeq, a predicted model, not a curated record